Messenger RNA from Plasmopara halstedii, 585 nucleotides. RefSeq lists its product as uncharacterized. Lineage: Eukaryota; Oomycota; Peronosporomycetes; Peronosporales; Peronosporaceae. Bases 1 to 585 code for a protein of 194 amino acids. The transcript has a single exon. The record is from RefSeq and is a predicted model, not a curated record.
AUGUUGGACUUUGACAAGAAGAGCAUCUAUCUCUGCCUUGGCCUUUUUCUCUGUCUUCUCUGGAUGAACGCUGACGCGUUCACCAACGAUGAGCGUGCUACGCCCACAAAUUUAAUUGGGCCUCAACUGCAACACAAGAAAGAUUUCAAUUCAUCCGAAAACGACUUCGCGAAGAAUGGCUUACCGAGGUACGACCAUGACGGAGAAGAAACAUCGAAAUUCGCGUCUUUCAUCGACAAUCUGGUGACUCAAGCAACCGCAUCACCUUUUCUCGCAAGCUCAUCAGACUCCGCAGACCGUGCCACCGAGGUGAAUGCCUCGAUCAGUGGCAUUAGAAAUGGGUCUUUUACGCCAUCUCCUGGUCAAAGAUCAAUGAGUGACGAGGUUGAAGCAUUUUCGGAUCUGAACCAAGUGGUUGGUUCGCUUGAUGCGAAUGAUGACGAAGUUGGCGCGUUUGAUAGUAACGCUACCUUGUAUGACGAAUUGAAGUCCAGCAGCAUACCGACGACAAAAUUUACUGGCAGUGUCGCUGCGUGGAUCAUCGCGUUGAGCAUAUCGGCACUCAUCUUUAAGACAAUUAAUUGA